UCUUAUACUUUCUUUUUCCGUCUCAUUAGCUUUCGCUCUCUUUUUCUUAUUCUCCGCUGCCGCCAUCGGUUCAACUGUUCAUCUCUUCCCUUCAGCGGGUUUAAAUUCCACCGCCGUGGGGUAAUUCCGACCGCCGUCUGAUAAAUAACCUAGCCGAAUAAAUUUCCUUUAAAGGUUCUUGUAUUCUUCUUUUGUUUGAUUGAGGCGAUAAACUUGAGAAAUGGCGUUGGGACUAAUAUUGGGACUCGGAAGAGUAAUGCGGAGAAAACGUACAUCUUCUCUCGACAUUCUUUCAUCUAAACGAGCUCCACGAGAUUACUACAAGGGCAAGAAUUGCAAGCCUACUGGUUUCCAUACGCGCAAAGGUGGAUAUGUGGUGGUGCCAGAGAAACUGCCUAACUAUGUCGUCCCUGAUUUGUCUGAUUUCAAGCUCAAACCUUAUGUAUCUCAAUGCCCCAUAGAACUUAAGACCAGUGACAACAAUGAAUCAGCUAAAUCAUAAGCAAAGAGGUUUGUACUGACCCAUCAACAUAUAUUGCAGCAUACGCGAAUGAUGUUGGUGAUGGCAUCGAGGGGACUUGAAGCAAAAGACCUAGGAUUCUUUUACUAGUUGUUAGCAAGUUCAGGCUCCGUUUUGGUCUUGAGUUGAAAAACUUGUUUCAAAGAACAAAUAACCGAGGAGAAAAACGGAAACGGAACUCUUAUUUUCACUAUAUAUGAAAACAAGUUGAAUCCGAGAUUUGAAGUUAAAAUUUGGAAGCUGUGUUUGGUUUUGAAUUUUUAAGUAUUAAGGUUAUCGUGCUUUUUGCCUUGUUGGCGAUUUGGUUUCAAUGGAGGGAAAUGAUGCACUAAAUUUAUGCCAAAGAAAAGCAUAUAUUAUUAAGUUUUA
Messenger RNA from Cucumis sativus (cucumber), 889 nucleotides. RefSeq names its product 39S ribosomal protein L41-A, mitochondrial. Bases 221 to 502 code for a protein of 93 amino acids. The transcript is spliced from 4 exons. Gene Ontology annotation, biological process: translation. Gene Ontology annotation, cellular component: mitochondrial large ribosomal subunit. Gene Ontology annotation, molecular function: structural constituent of ribosome. The record is from RefSeq and is a predicted model, not a curated record. NCBI's taxonomy places the organism in Eukaryota, Viridiplantae, Streptophyta, Magnoliopsida, Cucurbitales, Cucurbitaceae.